GUGUCCCCCCGCUGCCGUACCUGGGGGUGUGUGUGUGUGUCCGUGUGUCCCCACUGCCGUCCCCGGGGGGGGAGGUGUGCCGCUGCCGGUAGAGCGGUGGCUUUUGCUGGGAUAAGGAUAAAAACGUCUCCUUUCAGAUAACAGCGUGGCGUGGUUCUCCAUUCCAUGCCAUCUGCCCCAGGUGGGUUCCUGCAUCCGACCUGGCUAAAGCCCGUUAGUGGUGGCUGUGAUCCCAUUCACCACUGGUGCACACGGAGGGGAGCUCCGCGGCAAGGGGGGGCUGUCAUGACCAGCCAGUGCCAUGCUGUCCAGGGGCAAGGCACGCUCCGUUCUGGGUUGUGGCUGGCUCCAGCAAGCAGCCAGGCCGGUGGUUUUGCACGAAGCUCGGUUACAGGAGCGUGCGGGUCCUUGAUGACUCGGAGCCGGCUCGUGGGCACAUGUGUGAAAGCCCUGCUUUGCCUGUUACUGCUGCACUCCGAGAUACAGCGGUGACUCAGAGAAUCUUUGAUACGUAUGUGUUAUCUGGCUGCUUGCAACGGUGAUCCCUGGAUCCCGGCCUUGUGAGAUGGGGCUUGCAUGCAGGAGGUCUGGAAAGGUUCCUCCUCUGUUGGAGGAGGUGAUGUGGCUGGUGCCUCUCCUUGGUGUACAGGCACAACUUCUUCCUUAGACUGGCACGUGGUGUUCACUAGUGAAGCACACGAGCUGAAGGAAACAUUCUCCGUACCACAGUCGUCCUCUCCUCUGGGGCUUGACUAUGACAGUAAAUCUUCCAUUUUAUUUACUGGUAACUUUUUUUCAGAGCGAGCGAAAGAAACAGGAGCAAAUCGAAGUCCAGAAGGAGAAGCAGAGAGAGCUGAUCCUGCAGCUCAAGACACAGCUGGAUGACCUGGAGACGUUUGCUUACCAGGAGGGCAGCUAUGAUUCUCUGCCACAGUCUGUGGUUAUGGAAAGACAGCGGAUGAUUAUAAACGAGUUGAUAAAGAAGCUGGACAUGGACUUGAGUGAAGAUAUUGCAACGCUCUCUCCAGAGGAAUUACGACAGCGUGUGGAUGCUGCCAUAGCGCAGAUUGUUAAUCCAGCCAGGGUGAAGGAGCAGCUGGUGGAACAACUGAAGACACAGAUAAGGGACCUUGAAAUGUUCAUCAACUUCAUUCAGGACGAAGUUGGAAGCUCCGGUAAGGCGGAGGAUGGACACUGUGAAUGUGCGGGCAGAAAAGAUGGUGGUGGCUCCUACAAACCAAAUACACGGCCUUCUGGAAACAGAGUGAACCCAGAAGACGCCAGGAAGAUGCGAGAAACGGGUCUGCACCUCAUGCGUCGCAUGCUUGCUGUGCUACAAAUAUUUGCUGUCAGUCAGUUUGGUUGUGCUACCGGUCAGAUUCCUCGCACCCUCUGGCAGAAUGACCAAGCCAGCAAGGACUAUUCCCCCUUAAUUAAGAAACUGGAGUUGUCGGUCGAGCGGGUGAGGCAGCUCGCUAUGAAACACCAGCAGGAAGACCACGUUAUCAGUUCCUCUGAUCUGCAGGACAUUCCCUUAGGAGGCAGAGAUGAGCUGACUCUAGCGGUGCGGAAGGAGUUGACCAUUGCUUUGCGAGACCUGAUGGCUCACGGGCUCUAUGCCUCUUCUCAAGGAAUGAGCGUGGUAUUGGCACCCAUCGCGUGUUUGAUUCCUGCGUUCACCUCAUCCCCGCAGACCAUGCACCCCUGGGAACUCUUUGUGAAGUAUUACAACACUAAGAACGGACAAGCCUUUGUGGAAUCCCCAGCUCGCAAACUCUCCCAGUCCUUUGCUUUGCCUGUGACAGGAGGAGCGGCCAUUACCCCCAAACAGAGUCUGCUGACAGCGAUUCACACCGUCCUCACGGAGCACGACCCCUUCAAGCGCAGCGCAGACUCUGAACUGAAAGCUCUGGUGUGUAUGGCACUAAAUGAGCAGCGCCUGGUCUCCUGGGUAAAUCUGAUCUGCAAAUCUGGAGCUCUGGUACAAUCCCACUAUCAGCCAUGGAGCUACAUGGCAAACACAGGCUUUGAGAGUGCGCUCAACAUUCUCAGUCGCCUGAGCAACUUGAAGUUCAACCUCCCGGUUGACCUGGCUGUCCGGCAGCUGAAAAACAUCAAAGAUGCUUUUUGAUGUAUUUUUACUGUAGAUCAUACAUACCACAUCAUACUUGUUUUCCACAAGUAGGCAGCUGUCGGGCUCAAGAAGCCUGGCUUUUUUUUUUUAAGACCAUGUUUGGCUCUUUGAAAUUGGUACUUGCUUUUAGGGAAAUCUUACGGUGUCUCGAUGCUGGAAAUUUGUGUUUUACAAGGCUGCUGCUGCAAAGCUGCUGGAGGUUGUGCACCGUAUGGCGCCUCACCCUGCCCUUCUUGUGCAGCUCUGAAGAGCAAAGCCGCUUUGCCGGUGAGCAGAUACCGGCGUGUGAGGCUGGCUGCCCCGCGCGUGCCGGAGGCCUGGCCACAGAGGGGGAAAGGCCCUUAGAGCUUAGCUCCUGUGCUGCGCUCGCAUGGUUAUUUCUCCAAGUUUGUGGUCUAAAUCCCUCUUGCCCGGUGUUUGGUUGCCUCGGGUUGCCCGGUGGCGAGUGACUUGGCCUCCCCAGUGUGAAUGUGUCAAACCGGGGCGGCUCUGCUGGGUGCGGGGGCUCUGCAAUCCCCAGAAGCGGCCACGUUCUUCAGGCUGCCGGGGGACCGGCGCCGGCAGCUUUGUCCAGCACUCCCGAGCUCCUUCGUUUGAAGUUUUUGUGCAAUAGUCGGCGCCCCAGCGGCCUGGUGUUUUAUAGGGGAUGCAUUAAAUCGCUUCAGCAAGUGUACGUGUGGGGAGAACCCCGUGGCCGUGUUUUAAUUUGCGUUCGUGCCUAGCCCUUCUGCUGCGGGUGGGCUAGCGUGCUUGGUUUCUAAUAUUUAUAAUCGGCGUUUAGAUUAUCUGCAC
Molecule: messenger RNA, 2926 nt
Organism: Egretta garzetta (little egret)
Lineage: Eukaryota; Metazoa; Chordata; Aves; Pelecaniformes; Ardeidae
Gene: RUNDC1
Product: RUN domain containing 1
Exons: 4
Coding region: 755-2131 (458 amino acids)
Source: RefSeq, a predicted model, not a curated record